Linum trigynum is the source of this 794-nucleotide messenger RNA. The record is from the annotation of a GenBank genome assembly. Lineage: Eukaryota; Viridiplantae; Streptophyta; Magnoliopsida; Malpighiales; Linaceae.
CAAUCCAUCGCCCUAAUCUCUAAUUCUGCUAAGCUCGUCGCCGACGGAAGGAAAACUCCCGCUCAUGAAAUUCACCGGAAGAGUUCUCCACCCACGCCCUAAUUUUCCUUCGCCAAUCCACCGGCGGAAUACUCUGUCCAGCUGACGAAGUUCUCUACUCCACAUCCGUUGUUGUGCCACUCAAGGACGAAGAAGAAUGCACAUCUUUGCCCCUAGCCCAAUUGCAGAUCGUGGACAAUAGGAUGACUUGCCCGGCGACGGGAUUGGUAUUAGCAGGGAUACGGUGAUGGGAUUCCUUCUUCCUCCUCAAGCUCGCCAGAAACAGAGGUUGGCCGUGACGAAGACGAAACUGAAUCCGACGGAUGCGACCUUCUCCUUCCUCCUCGGCUCGGCAGCAGAGUCUCGGCGGCAGAGGUUCGACCUUCGUUCUUCUCGCGGUGGCUGGGUGCGCCGUGGCGUCCGGUUUGGUUCUCUUGCCUCGGAGCCGCCGACUGGCUAGGCAGAGAAUGGAAUCGGAGGGCGGCGGCAGCUUUUCGUCGGAAGCAGAGCAAGGAGGCACGAAACUGAUGGGGGUAAGGGCGGCGUUGAUUGCCGGGGAAAGGGCGGCGGGGAAGCGAAAGAAGGAGGAGGGGCUGGCGGGUUAGGGCUGUGAUUGUCAGGGGCAAUAUCGUCCGUUCAGAACAGCUUAGGGCUAUAAUUUUAAAAAUUUAGGGCGUCGAUUAGAAGUUCAGUUAUUGUUCCCCAACGUAAAACCCUAUGUUCACCCCUUCUUCUAAUUAACGAGCAGCAGCGGA